GAAAGAAGAAAAACACCUGUAAGCGCAGAAAGGAGGGUUUUUAUUGAAAGACAUGUUAAGUGGACUUUAACUGCACACGGUUAAGCGGUUAAAGGAAGAACGGAGGCUGAUUCCCUUUUUGCAGCAUGCAGCCAACGAGAGCAAUAAGCCUCAACAUGCACCUGGAUGAGCCUCGGCUUCCUUCAAAUUAUAACCUCCCUUUCCUGUAAAACGUGUUGAGUGAGGAAGAGUUCCUCCCCUCCUGUUGACCUGAAACCAGAAAUGUUGAGCUUCAACUCUAUUCAGCUUGAGAGCAUGGAGCGAGCACGGCUGCUGUCGCACUGCUGGGCUUUGUUGUUUCUCCACUCCUCCCUGACUGCUGCUGCAGACCUCGUAAACAUCACAGCUGAAACUGGACAGAACGUCACUUUGUCAUGCAGAGCCAACAACAACAACCUCGUUACAUUUCUGGAGUGGAGCAAACAUGGUCUUAGGAAAGGAUAUUUACUUUUGUACCGUGACGAGCGGUUUGAUCUAGAGAACCAGCAUCCAUCGUUUAAGAACCGAGUGGAGCUACAGGACAGACAGAUGAAGGAUGGAGACGUGUCUUUGAUUCUGAAAAAUGUGACGCUUGAUGACCGUGGAAUAUACGAGUGUCGUGUUGAGACAAAAAUAAAUCGCAGGAAGAGAGCGAAUCAGGAUGACGACCCCGUCAUCGUCAUCAGCCUGAAUGUUGUUCCUCCAGGUCAGACAGGAGGAGACACAGAGGAUGGAAGGAUGAAAGAACGGGGAAGUGAAAAGACAGGGAGGCAUAGCUCUGUCGGUGUGGCAGUUUCUGCUGUCCUUCUUUUGGGUGGUAUUGUUGUGUUUCUGAUCUACAGAAAACAUAAAACAACACAUAAUCUGGACUCAUACCAGCGUCCUGCUGAACUACAAGCUGUUUAAAAUGUGUCACAUGUUUCUACAACUGAACUGUCAGUGCCCAUGCUGCUGUUCCCAACCCUCAAACCUUAUUUAUUUGUUUUUUUUCUGUUUUGCAUAUCAGAAGGUUUUUCAGCUCUAUUUGUGGUUCUAUCUCCGCUCUGCCUCGCUACAGGAAGCUGAGACGUGCUAGCUUUAUCUCUGACUGACUGAUGUGAAAGUCCCUAGCAUUACAUUUCCCCUGCAGUGUUGUGAGUCAAAUUUCCAAGAUUACAUUUUAAUAAGAUUACCAAUAUGUGCCAAUAUGUUUUUUUAAGCUUUAAAUAGUUUGCCAAGCUCAUGAGUGAAUUAUGGAUGUUACUUCUGUUGAGUUUGUGUUGUUUGAUAUUUACAUUAUGAUUAGUUUAACCAACAUUGGAGAUGCUGAAAGCUUUUAAACAGGAAGCAUUAAAUUGCAUUAACAGGAAGAGAAAACAGGAGUGUUUCUUUUUUAGCCUUCGUAAUGAUUGUUGAAUAAAUCUGCCUGUAAAUGUAUGAACUGCACUGCAUGGUUUACCCACAUUUAUAACAUCCACCGUCACAUUAAUGAGCAGCCCAGUGUCAGAGCAGUCAGAUUUUAAUGAUAUACAAUGAUACCUAUAAAUAUGUACAAUACACACCUUUUCCUUCACCCUGUGAUUUAUUUUCUUUAAAAGAAAGGGAAAAUAACUAGCGAAAGACAGCAAAGAUGAGCUUUUAGAUAACUAUCUUAGUCUAUUGUCUAUUAUCUCAUGCCUCGAGCUGUUUAAUGUCAGUCACUUCUCAUAUGUCGUUCAGUUUCAAACAAUGAAGUUUAUUCAUGCCAUGGAGGUGAUAAAAUAACAUACUGUUCAUAUAAGAAGGGAAACCUGCUGUUAAAGGAACUGAAGUCUUGAAAUACCAUGAUUAUGAGUCCACAGACCAAAUCCUGAGAACAGAGGAGGUGAAGGAGUAGUUAGUUAAAACUGUUCCAGAGAUAUCUGAUUAAAACAGGUCACGUACCUCAAACUGAUUUGAAUUUCAAAUGUAGGCGCAGAGUUUCUGCUCGUCAUCUGUGUGCACUCUCCUCUGUGUUUGCUCUGUUUUAUUUACUCUGUGCUUCAGGAUUCAGUAUCGAGAUGAACACAGAGCAACAAGAACCAAACAAGCUGAACUGAAACUGUUUGGGAUUCUGGAUAAUUCAUUAUUAUAUAACACGUUACUAUAAGUUAUUUCAAUUUUAAAAAGAGAGAGAGUCAUGUGUCGAGUCGAGAAAGAUCAUAGCCAAAAUAAAGACGCCCAAACAGAUUUGAAUAAAUGGAAAAUAAUCCAUAUUUUACCACAUCAGCAAAUCUAGUUAGCUGAUCAAAAACAAACAAAAAAAGUGUACAGAGAGAGAGAAGAGAGCAAAGCAAACAGAAACACACGUAGGUGAAACCCCCGAGCUGACAAACAGCACUAUGCAGCAACUCAUCAAGGAAAACUGAGGCCUUAAAUACACGUGUGGUAACCAGGGAGAUGGAAACCACCAAGGGACACACCUGAACGAAAUCAGGAAAAACAAGAUGGUAAGCAAAACUAUAUAAAAUGCACAAGGACAAGAGAAGUCGCACAGGGGCUUUCUAAUACAGCGAUGGGGACUUUACAUGAUACCUGGUUAAAAGGAAAACAGGAAAAAAGAAACUCAGGGGAUUAACAAGAAAUGAUAACUAUGGUUACAGAACAUGAAAGAAAACUCAAUCUUACCUGAAAAUAUUUCAUAGUAACUCAAUUAGGAACAAAAGUUAGAAUAUGAAACUCUAAAUAACCAAGAACAGACCAAGUAAAGGUCAAAGCAUCCACAACGGAAAUGUGAAAACCAAUCACACUGAGCUCACACAUUCAACACAACCACAAAAACACACUUACUACACCAACACGUGAUGUGUGUCUCACCACAUUUUGAGUCUCAAAAAUGCCUUCAAACUCGUGGAGACUGGGAUUCUGGUUCCUAUAAUGGCUGUUGGUCAAAAUAAGUAUAGUAUUUUUGGUCCCUACAAAGAUGUUAACACUCACACACAGAUCUCAACAUGAUAAACUCGUUUUAAAAAAUUAAACUCACAAAAGAAAUGUCAGGGUUACAAUUAAGUUAUGGUUAGGUUUAGGGUAAGUGUCAGGGUUAGGCUUUCAUUUCUUGAUGGUUAGGGUUAGGGUAAGCGACUAAGGAAAGCAUUAUGUCAAUGAGAUGUCCCCAAACGGAAAUAAAUAAACCCGUGUGACUAUGAGAAACA
Oreochromis niloticus (Nile tilapia) is the source of this 3167-nucleotide messenger RNA. RefSeq lists its product as uncharacterized. Gene Ontology annotation, biological process: regulation of cytokine production; negative regulation of T cell proliferation; T cell costimulation. Gene Ontology annotation, cellular component: external side of plasma membrane. Lineage: Eukaryota; Metazoa; Chordata; Actinopteri; Cichliformes; Cichlidae. The transcript is spliced from 5 exons. The coding region runs from base 262 to 924 and encodes 220 amino acids. The record is from RefSeq and is a predicted model, not a curated record. Gene Ontology annotation, molecular function: signaling receptor binding.